This is a messenger RNA of Schistocerca gregaria, 2397 nucleotides long. Its product is annotated as mucin-3B-like. The coding region runs from base 1 to 2397 and encodes 798 amino acids. The record is from RefSeq and is a predicted model, not a curated record. NCBI's taxonomy places the organism in Eukaryota, Metazoa, Arthropoda, Insecta, Orthoptera, Acrididae. The transcript is spliced from 2 exons.
AUGAUCAAGUUGGUGCUAGUUUUCAGUGAGAGUGGCGAUCCCCGCUUCUUUAAAUUGUACGACGAGAUGGGAGACGGGCAGCGGCUCGUCUUACAGGCGCGGCUUAUAGCUCGCGUGCAGGAGCGCUGCAGGCACAACAUGAGCGAGAUAUUCGACUGCGCGGACCUGCUGGGGACGGAUUCGCGUGGCGCAUUCCGCCGACUUGACACACUCGUCGUGCUGUUCGGGAUAGACGGAGGAGAGUCGCCGCUCUACGUCCUGGAUCUGAUCGACGCCUUCAUUCACGCGCUACGCGCGCACUUCGGAACACCUGACCAGCUGGUGGAACGUGCUUUCGCGUUGCACCUGGACGAGGUGUCGCACUUGCUGGACGAGAUGGUGCAGGGCGGCCUGGUGCUCGAGGCAGAGCCUGACGAGGCGGUGGGCCACCUGAGGGCCCAGUUGGACAGCGGCCGGUCUUCGUCAAAAUACCAGAAGACACCAACAGUUCUGUCGACACCAACAGUUCUGUCGACACCAACAGUUCUGUCGACACCAACAGUUCUGUCGACACCAACAGUUCUGUCGACACCAACAGUUCUGUCGACACCAACAGUUCUGUCGACACCAACAGUUCUGUCGACACCAACAGUUCUGUCGACACCAACAGUUCUGUCGACACCAACAGUUCUGUCGACACCAACAGUUCUGUCGACACCAACAGUUCUGUCGACACCAACAGUUCUGUCGACACCAACAGUUCUGUCGACACCAACAGUUCUGUCGACACCAACAGUUCUGUCGACACCAACAGUUCUGUCGACACCAACAGUUCUGUCGACACCAACAGUUCUGUCGACACCAACAGUUCUGUCGACACCAACAGUUCUGUCGACACCAACAGUUCUGUCGACACCAACAGUUCUGUCGACACCAACAGUUCUGUCGACACCAACAGUUCUGUCGACACCAACAGUUCUGUCGACACCAACAGUUCUGUCGACACCAACAGUUCUGUCGACACCAACAGUUCUGUCGACACCAACAGUUCUGUCGACACCAACAGUUCUGUCGACACCAACAGUUCUGUCGACACCAACAGUUCUGUCGACACCAACAGUUCUGUCGACACCAACAGUUCUGUCGACACCAACAGUUCUGUCGACACCAACAGUUCUGUCGACACCAACAGUUCUGUCGACACCAACAGUUCUGUCGACACCAACAGUUCUGUCGACACCAACAGUUCUGUCGACACCAACAGUUCUGUCGACACCAACAGUUCUGUCGACACCAACAGUUCUGUCGACACCAACAGUUCUGUCGACACCAACAGUUCUGUCGACACCAACAGUUCUGUCGACACCAACAGUUCUGUCGACACCAACAGUUCUGUCGACACCAACAGUUCUGUCGACACCAACAGUUCUGUCGACACCAACAGUUCUGUCGACACCAACAGUUCUGUCGACACCAACAGUUCUGUCGACACCAACAGUUCUGUCGACACCAACAGUUCUGUCGACACCAACAGUUCUGUCGACACCAACAGUUCUGUCGACACCAACAGUUCUGUCGACACCAACAGUUCUGUCGACACCAACAGUUCUGUCGACACCAACAGUUCUGUCGACACCAACAGUUCUGUCGACACCAACAGUUCUGUCGACACCAACAGUUCUGUCGACACCAACAGUUCUGUCGACACCAACAGUUCUGUCGACACCAACAGUUCUGUCGACACCAACAGUUCUGUCGACACCAACAGUUCUGUCGACACCAACAGUUCUGUCGACACCAACAGUUCUGUCGACACCAACAGUUCUGUCGACACCAACAGUUCUGUCGACACCAACAGUUCUGUCGACACCAACAGUUCUGUCGACACCAACAGUUCUGUCGACACCAACAGUUCUGUCGACACCAACAGUUCUGUCGACACCAACAGUUCUGUCGACACCAACAGUUCUGUCGACACCAACAGUUCUGUCGACACCAACAGUUCUGUCGACACCAACAGUUCUGUCGACACCAACAGUUCUGUCGACACCAACAGUUCUGUCGACACCAACAGUUCUGUCGACACCAACAGUUCUGUCGACACCAACAGUUCUGUCGACACCAACAGUUCUGUCGACACCAACAGUUCUGUCGACACCAACAGUUCUGUCGACACCAACAGUUCUGUCGACACCAACAGUUCUGUCGACACCAACAGUUCUGUCGACACCAACAGUUCUGUCGACACCAACAGUUCUGUCGACACCAACAGUUCUGUCGACACCAACAGUUCUGUCGACACCAACAGUUCUGUCGACACCAACAGUUCUGUCGACACCAACAGUUCUGUCGACACCAACAGUUCUGUCGACACCAACAGUUCUGUCGACACCAACAGUUCUGUCGACACCAAAAUAA